Messenger RNA from Tachysurus vachellii, 664 nucleotides. RefSeq names its product ly6/PLAUR domain-containing protein 1-like. The coding region runs from base 145 to 582 and encodes 145 amino acids. The transcript is spliced from 3 exons. Gene Ontology annotation, biological process: acetylcholine receptor signaling pathway. Lineage: Eukaryota; Metazoa; Chordata; Actinopteri; Siluriformes; Bagridae. Gene Ontology annotation, molecular function: acetylcholine receptor inhibitor activity. The record is from RefSeq and is a predicted model, not a curated record.
UCUUGGUGUCUCUCUCCAGUCAGUUAGACAGACCUGCAUCUCCCUUCCUCUCUCCAUCUCUCUCUGUCUCUCUGAGAAGAUGAACAGAUGACUGUCUCCAUGUAAGAACGGAGGAGAAGAAUCGUUUGAUGGAUUUAAAGGAAAAUGCGAGCGUUGUGUGUCUUCACCUGUCUGAGUGUCUGCGUCUUCACUUCAGUUUGUCCUUUACAGAUGCAGUGUUAUCAGUGUGAGGAGACGCAGCUGAAUGACGACUGUUCCUCAGCGACCUUCAUCAGGAACUGUACAGCGAACAUUCAGGACGCAUGUCAGAAGGAGGUGAUGGAGAACACACACGGUGUGUUCUACCGGAAGGCCUGUGCGUCCUACACCACGUGUCUCAUCGCCUCAGCAGGGUAUCAGCGCUUCUGUUCUCCAGGUCAUGUUGGUUCUGUGUGCAUCAGCUGCUGUAACACCCCGUUGUGUAACGGGCCACGUCCUCCACACACACACUCCACAGCAUACACACACGCCUACACACACAGCCAUCACCUGCUCUCCAUCCUCACGCUGUCUGCCAUGGCAACGACAACCCUCACACCCUGAUAGUUGGAGCUGAAACCCAAACUGGACAAAACUUUAAAGGACACGUUUGCAGCUGGAGUAAACAUUUACAUAAUAAAUAAAG